Molecule: messenger RNA, 5259 nt
Organism: Anguilla rostrata (American eel)
Lineage: Eukaryota; Metazoa; Chordata; Actinopteri; Anguilliformes; Anguillidae
Gene: dlg2
Product: discs, large homolog 2 (Drosophila)
Biological process (GO): embryo development; establishment or maintenance of epithelial cell apical/basal polarity; cell-cell adhesion
Cellular component (GO): neuromuscular junction; basolateral plasma membrane; neuron projection
Molecular function (GO): kinase binding
Source: RefSeq, a predicted model, not a curated record
UGCUACUCCGUGGUUACAGAUGACUUGAAGCCAAUGUGAUUAGCCUGGCUCUGCAGGCGAUGGAUUGGGCCGCAAAUAAAUACAACAUCAAUUCAACAUUACAUUUACAGGACACGUUUUUAUAAGACAAUUAAUUGAAAUUGUGAAAUGCAGGUAAUUGCAGAAUCAUGCGUUUUCACUGAAAACUUGCAGUGCACAUCCGAUAGGCGUCGCAAUGACUGGGAAGAACAUAGCUUAUGUUCUGGCUAGUAAGCUAACGCUCAUACUGGCGAAUUCUAUUUCUGCUUUACUGCCAGCGUUUACCUAGCUUUCUGACUGGCUAACAAACGCUGCUACACGGCUCGGGCCUUAGGGCUGCUGGAGGACUACUGUACUAAACUGCGAAAACCAGAGGAGCAACAGCUUAAAACUGCCAUUCUGAGAGUGAUGGGUAUCUUCAAGAGCAGCCUGUUCCAAGCUUUACUAGAUAUUCAGGAAUUCUACGAGGUGACGCUGCUGAACACUCAGAAGAGCUGUGAGGAGAAGGUGGAGGAAGUCAAUAACAUGGCGGAGAAGUGGGAGCGAGCUGGCUCCCCGACCGUGAUCCUACAGCACCCCUGCCCAGGAGAUGAGUCGCGAGACCUGAGCAGCUCGGAGCAGAACGGGAUGGAGCAGGCCGAGAACAGCGCCGGGCAGAACAGGCCGGCCGCCGUGCAGGGGUCCCCACCCGCCACCCAGCCCCCGGCAUGUAUGAACCCCGCCCUGAUGAGCGCACCCUGGUACAGGUACCAGGAUGAAGACUCGCCUCCGCAGGAUCUUGGCUUCCCCCGUCUGACCAAUGAGGUUCGGGCGCCGGAGCUGGUGCACGUGUCGGAGAAGAACCUCUCGGAGAUCGAGAACGUCCACGGCUACGUAUCCCACUCGCACAUCUCCCCGCUCAAGCCUGCGCUGGUUACCCGUUUUGAUCUUACAUACCCGGGUCUGACUGCAGCAAGCUACCUGGCCAGCCCCGCCCCAAUUAUAGUCAACACGGAGACGCUGGAGACUGUACCAUAUGUCAACGGGACUGAAAUCGAAUAUGAAUUUGAGGAAAUCACGCUAGAGCGGGGGAACUCAGGGCUGGGAUUCAGCAUCGCCGGAGGGACGGACAACCCCCACAUCGGCGAUGACCCCGGGAUCUUCAUCACCAAGAUCAUCCCGGGCGGGGCGGCUGCGGAGGACGGGCGGCUUAGAGUGAACGACUGCAUCCUGCGGGUGAACGAGGCCGACGUGUCCGAGGUGUCUCACAGCAAGGCCGUGGAGGCCCUGAAGGUGGCCGGCUCCAUCGUGCGGCUCUACGUGCGACGGAGGAGGCCCAUGCUGGAGACGGUCAUCGAGAUCAAACUCAUCAAAGGACCAAAAGGGCUGGGGUUCAGCAUCGCUGGAGGGGUGGGGAACCAGCACAUCCCCGGAGACAACAGCAUCUACGUCACCAAGAUCAUCGAGGGCGGAGCGGCACAGAAGGACGGCAGGCUGCAGGUUGGGGACAGGCUGCUCAUGGUGAACAACUACACAUUGGAAGAGGUGAGCCACGAGGAAGCGGUCGCCAUCCUGAAGAACACGUCUGAUGUAGUGUACCUGAAGGUGGGGAAGCCCACCAGCGUUUACUUAUCGGAAUCCUAUGGGCCUCCGGACAUCACACACUCCUUCUCUCCAGCCAUGGAAAACCACAUCUCUCCUGCCGGCAACAACGGCUCCCUGGAGUACAAGUCCAGCCUCACGCCCGUCUCCCCAGGAAGGUACUCCCCCAUCCCAAAACACUUGCUUGGGGAGGAGGACAUUAACAGGUUGGAUGGUUUCUCGUUCUUACGAAAUUCCUCAUUAGAUGACGGGGAGAGUCACAGGUUUGAUUCCCAGCACUUCCAGUUGAGCAGGCCUCCAGAGCCAGUUUACAGCACUGUGAACAAACUGUGUGACAGGGCCCCGUCCCCCCGCCACUACUCCCCCCUGGAGUGCGAUAAAAGCCUCCUGCACUCGGUCCCCUUCCCUCACUAUCACAUAGGUCUGCUCCCCGACUCCGAAAUCACCAGGGAGCCCCGUAAGAUUGUCCUGCACAAGGGCUCCACUGGCCUGGGCUUCAACAUCGUGGGAGGUGAGGAUGGCGAGGGGAUCUUCGUCUCCUUCAUCCUGGCGGGAGGGCCAGCCGACCUGAGCGGGGAGCUGCGGAGAGGAGACCAGAUCCUGUCUGUGAACGGCAUCGACCUGCGAGGCGCCACCCACGAGCAGGCGGCAGCAGCGCUCAAAGGGGCGGGACAGACCGUGACCAUCUUUGCGCAGUACCGACCAGAGGAGCUCGCUUUGUGCUCCCCGAGACGGGCUCCGCCUCCAGCACCAGAGUACGGCCGCUUCGAGGCUAAAAUCCAUGACUUGCGGGAGCAGAUGAUGAACCACAGCAUGAGCUCCGGAUCGGGAUCACUGAGAACCAAUCAGAAGCGCUCGCUCUACGUCAGGGCCCUGUUUGACUACGAGAAGGCCAAGGACAGCGGCCUGCCCAGCCAGGGCCUCAGCUUCAGGUACGGGGACAUCCUCCACGUCACCAACGCCUCCGAUGAUGAGUGGUGGCAGGCCAGGAGGGUCACCCCCGAUGGGGACAGCGAGGAGAUGGGCGUCAUCCCCAGCAAGAGGAGGGUGGAGAGGAAAGAACGGGCAAGACUAAAAACAGUGAAGUUUAAUGCCAAACCAGGAACAAUUGAUUCUAAAGGGUCAUUCAAUGACAAGCGUAAAAAGAACUUCAUCUUUUCACGAAAAUUCCCAUUCUACAAGAACAAGGAGCCGGGUGAGGCAGAGGGCAGUGACUCUGAACGGAGCCAAGAGGAUUUAAUCCUAUCCUAUGAGCCAGUCAUCCGCCAAGAGAUUACCUACGCCAGACCAGUCAUCAUCCUUGGACCCAUGAAGGACAGAAUCAAUGAUUUAAUAUCGGAGUUCCCGGACAAAUUUGGAUCAUGCGUGCCACACACCACGAGGCCAAAGCGGGAGUAUGAGGUGGACGGGCGGGACUAUCACUUUGUCACCUCCAGGGAGCAGAUGGAGAAGGACAUCCAAGAGCACAAAUUCAUCGAGGCCGGCCAGUACAAUGACAACCUGUACGGGACCAGCGUCCAGUCUGUCAAAUAUGUGGCCGAGCGAGGCAAACACUGCAUAUUGGACGUGUCAGGAAAUGCCAUUAAACGGUUACAAGUAGCACAACUCUACCCUAUUGCCAUCUUCAUAAAGCCCAGAUCUGUCGAGUCCUUAAUGGAGAUGAACAAGCGGCUAACAGAGGAGCAGGCAAAGAAGACGUACGACCGGGCAAUGAAGCUGGAGCAGGAGUUUGGGGAGUUCUUCACAGCUCUGGUGCAAGGAGACACAUUAGAGGACGUUUAUAAUCACUGUAAGCUGGUGAUAGAGGAACAGUCUGGACCUUACAUCUGGAUUCCUUCGAAGGAGAAAUUAUAAAGGCAACCCAGGCCAGGGAUCUGAGACUGCAAAUAAUAGGAAUAAUUUGUAUAAUACAAUAAAUUAUUAUGGAAAUGGUUAUUAUUAAUAAUUCCAAUGAUUACCAUGAACUUUUUUGUUGCAUUAUCGUUUUCUUCACUUUCAAAAUGAAUGUUCCUGAAUGUACACCACCAAGUGUUCAAAAUAUUUUGGCCUCAAAAAAGAAUGGACUUGUUUGUUCAUGUAUUUAUUAUUAUUUUGUUUUAUUUGUUGUUGUUUUUUUUAAUUUUUUUUUUAAGAGAAGGUGAAAGAAACAAAAGUCCAUGUCAGAUGUGUAUCCUCAGACAAAAAUAACAAGUGGAAGGACAAGGAAGACGACCAAAUGGCCCUGGAACUCAGAACAUCAUCAACAACACACAGAAGACAGAAAAUAACGGCUUCUUUUGCUUUCCAACUGAUGAAUAGCACUCAGUGUCCUCAAAACCUCAUUUCACAUUAGUGGUUGUAAUAAGUAGUGAGUUUCGUAUCUAUGCACUCUCUAGACCCUUGGAUACUUUCUGUAAUGUGGUUUACUUUCAGUUUAUUAUUGUUUUCCUAAUUUAUUAUUUUUUUCUAUUCAUUUUGUUUGAAUUUUUGUUUAUGGACAAUUUAUAGUUUGCAAUUGUUCAUGUUUUCUAGUGAAUUCUUCCUUUAAAAAUAUGAAUAAGAGAUACUUUAAUUUAGAGAGAACAAAGGGAUACAACUAGGAAUAGGAAAUUUGACACUAUAUUUUGCUAUUUAUAUUGAUAGAGGGCACAACAGCACAGAACAUAUUUAUAACGAAGAUAUAACUUUGUAAAAAACAAUAAAUUUAAAAAAAUGAGUUUUACUUGUGUAACAUAGUGUGUUGUGGUAGAUUUAGUAUUGAUGGAGAUUUUGUAAGAAAGUAAGUGAAUAUGUAUGGAUUAUGUCCCUUGUUGGGUUGGGGAAUUUACAGUUUUGUGGUGCACUGUGGUGACCAACACGUUUACCCAGAUCUGAGUUCCAAGCAAAGUAUUUCCCCCUCUAAAGUUUGCAUGAACCAGGGAUGUUUCCCCAUUCGGCCGCUUUCCUGAUGCUGCAAACAUUUUUUGAGGUGGUUUUUCCCAUAUAAGGCAAGAUUCGUAGGCCUGAGGGUCCAAAUUUCAUGUGUCAAUAACGUUUGCAAUAAGCCCAUUUAUGGCCUACGACAUUGCUACUGAGACUCUGCUUGGGAGUAAAAAUGGAGGAAGAUUGUGCUUGCGACCACAUGGUACUGCAAGCUAUUGAAUGUCUCAUUGUAUAGAAAGCCACUUAUAUGGUUCCCUAUGAUUUAUAAUGUACAGUUAAUAUUUGACCAAUCAAUGUUGAGGUUGUGUACACAUCUCAUUCAUGUAUUGUUAUUUAUUUAUUACUCUGUAUAGAAAGAGACUGUGUAUCUUCUUCCUUUAUUUGUGAACUCUUGCCACCAGGAGUGGAUGUCAGCCCACCGGUGUCAGAAACGGGAUGGCCUGAAAGUCAGACUUCAUCCACCAAAGUAAACUACCUUCAGGUGGUGGUGGAGUGGCAUAUUUUGUGUUUGCUAUACAUUCACUAAUUUCAUCUGUCUGUCUGGAUUGGCUCCUCUGACGUAUUGGUCACCACUUGCCUUAAAAGAGAGAGAGGAAAUUCUGACAAAGGUUUUUGCUACUUUCUGCCUCUGGCAUCUUUGUAACCUCAUUACAUCUACUGUUUACUAACUGAAAUAGGACUUGUUGGUAGAACCCAUCGGGCAUUUGUAGAGAAAAUGGGUUGAGAGGGGAAACUCGGAACUGUACAGUUUGGUCUGAA